Messenger RNA from Pteropus alecto (black flying fox), 1552 nucleotides. Its product is annotated as cytochrome P450 2J2. NCBI's taxonomy places the organism in Eukaryota, Metazoa, Chordata, Mammalia, Chiroptera, Pteropodidae. Gene Ontology annotation, cellular component: intracellular membrane-bounded organelle; cytoplasm. Gene Ontology annotation, biological process: xenobiotic metabolic process. The transcript has 9 exons. Gene Ontology annotation, molecular function: heme binding; iron ion binding; oxidoreductase activity, acting on paired donors, with incorporation or reduction of molecular oxygen, reduced flavin or flavoprotein as one donor, and incorporation of one atom of oxygen. The coding region runs from base 39 to 1547 and encodes 502 amino acids. The record is from RefSeq and is a predicted model, not a curated record.
CAGUUCAAACCUCAGAAGAGCAGGUGGAUGUCCGCGCCAUGUUCGCGGCAAUGGGGUCCCUAGCGGCGGCCGUCUGGACAGACCUCCAUCCCUGCACUCUCCUGCUAGGUGCUGUCCUCUUUCUGGUCCUUGCCCAUUUCUUCAAAACACGGCGUCAAAACAACUAUCCUCCGGGCCCGCCGCGUCUGCCCAUCUUGGGAAACUUCUUCCAACUGAACUUUGAGCAGCCACAGCUGUCGCUUCAGCAGUAUGUAAAGAAAUAUGGGAAUGUUAUGAGACUGGAAUUUGGUUACACAUCUUCAGUUAUUGUAACUGGAUUGCCCUUAAUCAAAGAAGUCCUUGGCCACAAGGAACAAAACUUUGUGAACCGCCCCAUACUGCCUAUUCGAGAACGUAUCUUUAAGAACUGUGGAUUGAUUAUGUCCAAUGGCCAGGCAUGGAAGGAACAAAGAAGGUUCGCCCUGACAACACUGAGGAAUUUUGGUUUAGGAAAGAAGAGCUUAGAGGAACGCAUGCAAGAGGAGGCCUACCACCUCACCCAGGCAAUGGAAGAGGAGAAUGGACAGCCUUUUAACCCACAUUUGAAGAUCAACAAUGCAGUUUCCAAUAUUAUUUGCUCCAUCACUUUUGGGGAGCGCUUUGAGUACCAGGAUUAUCAGUUCCAAGAAAUGCUGAAGAUGCUAGAUGAGCUCACACAUCUGGAGGCGUCAAUGUGGUGCCAUUUUUACAAUAUCUUUCCAAGGAUAAUGAAAUUCCUUCCUGGACCUCACCAAACAGUUUUUAGCAAUUGGGAGAAACUGAAAUUGUUUAUUGCCUGUGCAAUUGAAAACCACAAGAGAGAUUUUGAUCCUGCCCAAACAAGAGACUUUAUUGAUGCAUACCUCAAGGAAAUAGAAAAGCAUAAGGGCAAUACUACUACAAGUUUUCAUGAGGAAAAUCUCAUCAUCUGUACCCUAGACCUCUUCUUUGCUGGAACGGAGACAACUUCGACUACUCUGCGCUGGGGUCUGCUUUACAUGGCCCUCUAUCCAGAAAUCCAAGAAAAAGUACAUGCUGAGAUCGACAGAGUGAUUGGCCAGUCACAGCAGCCAAGCACAGAUGAUCGAGAGUCCAUGCCCUACACCAAUGCCGUCAUCCAUGAGGUGCAGAGAAUGGGAGAUAUCAUCCCCAUGAAUGUACCCAGGGAAGUGACAGCUGAUACCACUCUGGGUGGAUACCACCUACGCAAGGGAACCGCGAUCCUGACCAAUCUGACUGCACUACACAAGGACCCCACAGAGUGGGCUACCCCUGACACAUUCAAUCCAGAGCAUUUUCUGGAGAAUGGACAGUUUAAAAAAAGGGAAGCCUUUCUGCCUUUCUCAGUAGGAAAGAGGGUAUGCCUUGGAGAACAGUUGGCCAGGACUGAGCUGUUUAUUUUUUUCGUUUCCCUUUUGCAAAAAUUUACUUUUAAGCCCCCAAACAAUGAGAAGCUGAGCCUGAAAUUCAGAGUGGGGCUUACCGUCUCCCCAACCAGCUACCGCAUCUGUGCUAUUCCUCGGACAUAAAGGUG